Molecule: messenger RNA, 5387 nt
Organism: Oncorhynchus keta (chum salmon)
Lineage: Eukaryota; Metazoa; Chordata; Actinopteri; Salmoniformes; Salmonidae
Product: NACHT, LRR and PYD domains-containing protein 12-like
Exons: 12
Coding region: 71-3841 (1256 amino acids)
Molecular function (GO): protein binding
Source: RefSeq, a predicted model, not a curated record
UUUGUCUCUGUUGUGUUGAAGACCAAUCCACCAGGAGAGACCAGCCUCCCCUGUUCCCAGCUGUGUGUCCAUGAAGAGUGACCAGUCUAUGGAUCAACCUAUGACCUUUAGAGAGGGAGACUUUUCUACUGAACAAAGAAACCAACAGGAGAGAUCAGAGUCAGAGAUUCUCAGUGGUCAGUCUUCCCAGAGUCAUCAAACAGACCUGGCCUCCAUAUUCAGUUUGCUUGAAGAGAAAAUGAUGACAUUUGUGAAGAACGAGCUGAAGAUGUUCAAGAGGAUUCUUAGUCCAGAAUUCCCAGAAGGCUUUGAGAGUCAGAAGCAGGACAAGGAAGUGGUGGACGCUGAAGAUGAGAAGCAGGAGAGCAGUGCCAGAGAGGGGGCUCUGAAGAUCACACUGCACAUCCUGAGGAAAAUGAACCAGAAGGAGCUUGCUGACACACUGGAGAAAUAUUCAGAUGAGCUUGCUGUGAUUUGCCAACGUGAACUCAAAUCUAAUCUAAAGAAGAAUUUUCAAUGUGUAUUUGAGGGGAUCGCUAAACAAGGAAACCCAACACUUCUCAAUAAGAUCUACACAGAGCUCUACAUCACAGAGGGUGGAACAGGAGAGGUCAAUAAUGAACAUGAGCUGAGACAGAUUGAGACAACAACCAGAAAACAAGCAAGACCAGAGACUGCAAUCAAAUGUAACGACAUCUUCAAACCCUUAACUGGACAAGACAAACCUAUCAGAACUGUGCUGACAAAGGGAGUCGCUGGCAUUGGAAAAACAGUCUCUGUGCAGAAGUUCAUUCUGGACUGGGCUGAAGGAAAAGCAAAUCAGGAUGUCCAAUUUGUAUUUUCAUUCCCUUUUCGGGAGCUGAAUUUGAUGAAAGGGGACAAACACACUUUCAUUGAACUUCUCAAUCACUUCUCAAUGGAAACUAAACAAUCAGGAAUCUCCAACUACGACAAGUACAAAGUUCUGUUCAUAUUUGAUGGUCUGGAUGAGUGCCGACUGCCCCUAGACUUCCAGAAGAACAAGAUCUGUUGUGACGUCACAGAGUCAACCUCAGUGGAUGUUCUGCUGACAAAUCUCAUCAAGGGAAAUCUGCUUCCCUCUGCUCUCCUCUGGAUAACUACCCGACCUGCAGCAGCCAAUAAGAUCCCUUCAGGGUGUGUUGACCAGGUGACAGAGGUACGAGGGUUCAAUGACCCACAGAAGGAGGAGUACUUCAGGAAGAGAUUCAGGGAUGAGGACCUGGCCAGCAGAAUCAUCUCACACAUAAAGACAUCAAGGAGCCUCCACAUCAUGUGCCACAUUCCAGUCUUCUGUUGGAUUUCUGCAACAGUCCUUGAACACAUGUUGAGUACAGACAAGAGAGAAGAGAUGCCCAAGACUCUGACUGAGAUGUACACACACCUUGUGGUGUUUCAUACCAAACAGAAGAAUGAAAAGUAUCUUGGGAAAGAAGAGACAGAUCCACACUGGAAUAAAGAGAGCAUUCUGUCACUGGGAAAACUGGCUUUUCAACAGCUUGUGAAGGGCAAUCUGAUUUUCUAUGAAGAAGACCUGAAAGAGGCUGGCAUUGAUGUCAAUGAAGCCUCAGUGUACUCAGGAUUGUGCACACAGCUCUUUAAAGAGGAAUGUGGGCUGUACCAGUACAAGGUGUACUGCUUUGUUCAUCUGAGCAUUCAGGAGUUUCUGGCUGCUGUAUAUGUGUUCCUCUCAUUCAUAAACAACAAUGAGAAUCUAAUGGACAAACUGCAAACAAACAACAAGCCUGAAGUUACUGUCUACAAGAGUGCUGUGGAUAAAGCCUUACAAAGUGAGACGGGAAACCUGGACCUUUUCCUCCGCUUCCUUCUGGGCCUCUCACUGGAGUCCAAUCAGAAGCACUUACAAGGUCUACUGACAAAGACAAGAAGCAGCUCACAGAGCCAUGAAGAAACAGUCAAGUACAUCAAGAAGAAGAUCAGGAAGAAUCCCUCUCCAGAGAGGAGCAUCAAUCUGUUCCACUGUCUGAAUGAACUGAAUGACCAUUCUCUAGUGGAGGAGAUCCAAAGCUACCUGAGAUCAGGAAGUCUCUCAGAAGAUGAACUGUCACCUGCACAGUGGUCAGCUCUGGUCUUUGUGUUGCUGACUUCAGAAAAGGAUCUGGAUGUGUUUGACCUGAAGAAAUACUCCAGAUCAGAGGAAGGUCUUCUGAGGCUGCUGCCAGUGGUCAAAGCCUCCAGAGCUGUUCUGCUGUCAGGCUGUGGAGUCACAGAGGAAGGCUGUGCUUCUCUGGUCUCAGCUCUGAGGUCAAACCCCUCACACCUGAGAGAGCUGGACCUGAGCUACAAUCACCCAGGAGACUCAGGAGUCAGACUGCUCUCUGCUGGACUGGAGGAUCCACACUGCAGACUGGAGAAACUCAAGUUGUCAGGCUGUCUAGUCACAGAGGAAGGCUGUGCUUCUCUGGUCUCAGCUCUGAGGUCAAACCCCUCACACCUGAGAGAGCUGGACCUGAGCUACAAUCACCCAGGAGACUCAGGAGUCAGACUGCUCUCUGCUGGACUGGAGGAUCCACACUGCAGACUGGAGAAACUCAAGCUGUCAGGCUGUGGAGUCACAGAGGAAGGCUGUGCUUCUCUGGUCUCAGCUCUGAGGUCAAACCCCUCACACCUGAGAGAGCUGGACCUGAGUAACAAUGACCUGAAGGAUUCAGGAGUGAAGCUGCUCUCUGCUGGACUGGGGAAUCCCCACUGUAAACUGGAGACUCUGAGGCUGUCAGGCUGUCUAGUCACAGAGGAAGGCUGUGCUUCUCUGGUCUCAACUCUGAAGUCAAAACCCUCACACCUGAGAGAGCUGGAUCUGAGUAACAAUGACCUGAAGGAUUCAGGAGUGAAGCUGCUCUCUGCUGGACUGGGGAAUCCCCACUGUAAACUGGAGACUCUGAGGCUGUCAGGCUGUCUAGUCACAGAGGAAGGCUGUGCUUCUCUGGUCUCAGCUCUGAGGUCAAACCCCUCACACCUGAGAGAGCUGGAUCUGAGGAACAAUGACCUGAAGGAUUCAGGAGUGAAGCUGCUCUCUGCUGGACUGGGGAAUCCCCACUGUAAACUGGAGACUCUGAGGCUGUCAGGCUGUCUGGUCACAGAGGAAGGCUGUGCUUCUCUGGUCUCAGUUCUGAGGUCAAACCCCUCACACCUGAGAGAGCUGGACCUGAGCUACAAUCACCCAGGAGACAAAGGAGUCAGACUGCUCUCUGCUGGACUGGAGGAUCCACACUGCAGACUGGAGAAACUCAAUGUGGAACAUGGUGGAGAGAACAGAAUGAAACCUGGGCUUAGAAAAUAUGUCUGUGAUCUCACACUGGACCCAAACACAGUAGACAGAUGCCUCUCUCUGUCUGAGGAGAACAGAAAGGUGACAUGGAGGAGAGAGGAACAGCCGUAUCCUGAUCACACAGAGAGAUUUGAGGACUGUGGACAGGUGCUGUGUAGAGAGGGUCUGACUGGGCGCUGUUACUGGGAGGUAGAGUGGAGUGGGAGAGGGGCUGAUAUAGGAGUGACAUAUAAAGGAAUCAACAGGAGAGGAAGGGGUCUUGAUUGUUGUCUUGGAUGGAAUGACAAGUCCUGGAGUCUGUUCUGCUCUCACAACAGUUACAUUGCCUGGCACAAUGAGAAUCCCACUACCAUAGUCGUCCCCUCCUCCAGCUCCCACAGAGUAGGAGUGUAUCUGGACUGGCCAGCCGGCACUCUGUCCUUCUAUAGAGCCUCCUCUGACACACUGACCCACCUGUACACAUUCACCUCCACAUUCACUGAGCCCCUCUAUCCUGGGUUUAGGGUUCAUGAUGAUUCCUCAGUGACUCUGUAAAUAAUAACCUUAAACACAUACACACACACACUACACUCACACACUGGACACACAAACACACAGGACACACACACACACACACUGGACACACACACACACACACUCACACACUGGACACACAAACAUACAGGACACACACACACAAACACACAGGACACAUACACACACGCUGGACACAGACUCAGACUGACACAUACACACACAUACAUAUUGGCACACACACACACUGGACACACACAAACACACAGAGGACACACACACUCACAUACACAAUCACACAGCGGACACACACAAUCAAACAGAGGACACACACUCACUGACAUACACGCUGGACACUCACACACACAGGACACACACAGAGGGCACACACUGACACACACACACACAUUUACACGUAGAGGACACACACACACAGUGGACACACACUAGACACACACACACACACACACGGAGGAUGCACUGAGACACACACACACAGGACAAACACACACAUACUGUUGGGUUUAUUUUUUUGUUCAGCAUAAGCUACGGACAACGAACACAAGUACAUUUUAUCGAUGGCAAUUUGAACAUGAUGAGAUCCCAUUGUGGUGCCAUUCAUCCACCGCCAUCACCUCAUGUUUCAGCAUGAUAAUGCACAGAGAUACCGUGAUAAGAUCCCAUUGUGGUGCCAUUCAUCUGCUGCCAUCACCUCAUGUUUCAGCAUGAUAAUGCACGGUCCGAUGUGGCAAGCAUUUGUACACAAUUUCUGGGAGCUGAAAAAAACACAGUUCUUCCAUGGCCUGACUACUCACUAGACAUGUCACCCAUUGAGCAUGUUUGGGAUGCUCUGGAUAGACAUGUCACCUAUUGAGCAUGUUUGGGAUGCUCUGUAUAGACAUGUCAUCUAUUGAGCAUGUUUGGGAUGCUCUGGAUAGACAUGUCACCCAUUGAGCAUGUUUGGGAUGCUCUGGAUAGACAUGUCACACAUUGAGCAUGUUUGGGAUGCUCUGGAUAGACAUGUCACCCAUUGAGCAUGUUUGGGAUGCUCUGGAUAUACAUGUCACCCAUUGAGCAUGUUUGGGAUGCUCUGGAUAGACAUGUCACCUAUUGAUUAUGUUUGGGAUGCUCUGGAUAGACAUGUCACCUAUUGAGCAUGUUUGGGAUGCUCUGGAUAGAUGUGUACGACAGCGUGUUCCAAUUCCCGCCAAUAUCCAGCAACUUUGAACAGCCAUUGAAAAGGACUGGGUCAACAUUCCACAGGCCACAAUUAACAGCCUGAUCAACUCAAGGUGAAGGAGAUGUGUCGCGCUGCAUGAGGCAAAUGGUGGUCACACCAGAUACUGACUGGUUUUCUGAUCCACACUCCUACUGUUUUAUUUUAAGGUGUCUGAUAAUCAUAUUCAUAUCUGUAUUCCCAGUCAUGUGAAAUCCAUAGACUAGGGCCUAAUGAAUUUAGUAUUUCAAAUGACUGUCCUUAUGUGAACUGAAACUCACUAAAAUGCUUGAAAUUGUUGAAUGUUGGGUUUAUUUUAUUGUUCAGUUUAAUAAAAAGAUCAGUAUUCAA